Messenger RNA from Arabis nemorensis, 252 nucleotides. Lineage: Eukaryota; Viridiplantae; Streptophyta; Magnoliopsida; Brassicales; Brassicaceae. The record is from the annotation of a GenBank genome assembly.
AUGCGUAGAUCGGCGAGUGGUUCUAGAGUUUCCGAUCAAUUUCCGGCGAAUUCUCCGGGUCGAUCUCAGAGUGUUACAGCUAUGGAAGAAGAUGUGGAGCUGCUUUUGCCAAGAUUUGACCCGAAUUCUCACGCAGGGAAGAGAGAGAAAUGGAGAAUCAGAUUUGCAGAAAAUGUAAUCCAUUUCAUUCCAUUGAUUCUUCUUCUCUGCGUCGUAAUCCUCUGGCUCUUCUCUCAUUCAGGUAACGUCUAA